UUAUUACCUCAAAAUGAAAAUACGUUUGCUAUUAUGACGUAACGUUCGGUUACCGUGGUACGAACAGAACCGUCUAUAAAAAGGCAGACAGUCAACAUUCCAGCAUCAUUUAGUGAAGCACGAUCUGAGUGAAAAAUUAUCCCAGUGAGAUAGUGCAAGUUUCAUGUGAUGGACCGUAUACCGCCCGACCUUAUGGGCUCCCUGACCCCGGCGGUGCUGCAGGAUGUGCUGCGGGUCUUAACGGAGAUGAAUGAGGAAGACCAGGAGGUGCAAGAGGCCUGGAACCGCACUACGCUGAAUUUCCAUGAGGAAAUCAGUAAUCUGGCUGCCUCCAAUGAGGCUGAUGAGGCCAAGUGGCAGAUCGACAGGGCCUCACUGCUGGCUGCUGCGGAGGCCGCCCGGCAAGAGGAGCGCCGGAGGCUCCAGGCCUCCCUCCUGCAGCUGGCCCAGGAGGCCCAGGAGGUCUGCCACCAGGCCACCCUACUGCGAAUGGCCCCCAUCCAGGGGAGGCACGCCAUCGCCCAGGCAGACCACACCACCACCCAGGCAGACCACACCGCCACCCAGCCAGAGCACGCCAUCACCCAGCCAGAGCACUCCACCCAGCCAGAGCACGCCAUCACCCAGCCAGAGCACGCCAUCACCCAGCCAGAGCACGCCAUCACCCAGACAGAGCACUCCUCCACCCAGCCAGAGCAAGCUAUCACCCAGCCAGAGCACGCCAUCACCCAGCCGGAGGACGCCAUCACCCAGCCAGAGGACUCUGCCAUGGGGCUGCCAGGAAGCUCCACCAUGGGCCCCGAUCUGGAGCAGCUCCAGGACCAGGAGAAAGGAGAAGGGAUGGGCCUGGUGCUGGAGAGAGUCAAGGCCUGGAGCGGCACCCUGGUGGUGGACGGCGACGCCACCAGCGCCGCCCACAAGCAGCAGCUCAUGGCUGACCUGAGGGAGCAGGCAGACAGGUGGAUGGAGGCUCCUAUGGCAGCAGGAGAUAGCAACACCCCCCAGGUGUUCCUCACAUGGGGCCUUCGAGAGCAGUGGAGGAAGGUGCAGGGAAACAGGCCCGUCCUGAAUGACCAUCUACAGGCUUUCCUGCACAAAGACGCCAUAGAGAAGCAAGUGAGGAAACAUGCUCAGAAAGAGAGGGAGCUCGAUGCUCAAUUUGAGAUAGCAGCCUGGAGGACAAGUUCCUCAAGAAAGAGGAGAAGCUGCAAGCUGCCGCAGAGAAGCAGAGGGAGAGACUAG
This is a messenger RNA of Engraulis encrasicolus (European anchovy), 1242 nucleotides long. RefSeq lists its product as uncharacterized. The transcript has 4 exons. The coding region runs from base 169 to 1242 and encodes 357 amino acids. Lineage: Eukaryota; Metazoa; Chordata; Actinopteri; Clupeiformes; Engraulidae. The record is from RefSeq and is a predicted model, not a curated record.